Molecule: messenger RNA, 1071 nt
Organism: Sesamum indicum (sesame)
Lineage: Eukaryota; Viridiplantae; Streptophyta; Magnoliopsida; Lamiales; Pedaliaceae
Source: RefSeq, a predicted model, not a curated record
AUAAGUAUUUCUAAGUUUCUGAUUCAUAACCACUUCACGUUUAAAGGAACAAAUGUUUUCUCCUUAUGGGAGCACAAGGAAUGGGUCUCACAUGGAAGGAAGAACACUUGGAUUUUGUUUUAGUCCCAAGUGGUCUACUAAUCAUGCUUGGAUACCAUCUCUUUCAUCUACACAGAUGCAUUAACAUUCCCGAAACCACAGUCAUUGGCUACGAAAAUCAUAACAGGAGGGCUUGGGUAGCAAGAAUUUUGCAGCUUGAAGCAAAGGAGAGGAGCCAAGCAAUUACGGUAAUUGGCAGCAACUUAUCUGCAGCAACUUCGCUUGCUUCAAUCUCCCUUGCUCUGAGCUCUUUGAUCGGAGCAUGGAUUGGAAGUGCCUACCACAAUAAUUAUAUAACCAGCAGAAUAUAUGGAAAUACAAGCGCGACCAUUCUUUACCUCAAAUACAUAGCCCUUCUUUCCUGCUUCAUAGUUGCCUUUGCUUGUUUUGUUCAGACAGCAAGGUGUUUUGUUCAUGCCAAUUUCCUCAUAAGCACUCCAAGCUGCGAAAUGCCUGUAAGAAAUGUUGAGAGUGCAGUCAUAAGUGGAACUAAUUUCUGGAUAGCUGGUUUGAGAUCACUCUAUUUUGCCACCAAUUUGCUGCUGUGGAUAUUUGGUCCAAUCCCAAUGUUUGUUUGCUCUGUGAUAACCGUGCUGUUGUUACACUAUCUGGAUAAGAAUACAACACCUCUGCCUCCGUACAAUGCACCCCUGAGUUAUGAGGACUCCAAGAAGAUUCACAGGGAAAUGAAGGCAAGCCCUGGUACUACUGAGCAUCACGAGGAAUCACAGGACCAUCGAGAUGGAACAUGAUGACUGGUUCCAUUUGCUUUGUGUAUGAAAAGACACUAAGAUUUUGCCCCUUAAAGAUGUAAUGUAAGAGUGCAUAGUUAUCGCUGAAUGUAUACAAUUAUGCAGCCCAUGGAAUAAAGUACCACAGCAGCUGUUGUAAUUAUAAUCUUUCCUUCAAUUGCCAGCAGAGGAAAUUCCCAUAAGCCACACGGUUCUCUUCUUCUUCUUUAAAUACUCUUGU